UUUUGCACGUGCAAAUAAAAGAGUAACAAGCUCCGAGAGCCCGCGACAUUGUGGGUGCAGUGCCCCCUUUGCUGAUGGAGCAGCGGGAGGCGGGUGUGUCCCUGGCUGCCCGGCUCAUUGCCGAGCGCACGCUGUCCUGUGACUUUGGCCACGGUCCACUGUCGCUCUGCGGUGCUGAGGACCAGUACUGCGUGCUCCUCCCUUUGCCGCCUGGCUGGCUGCCCCCAGGAGAUGGCUGUGAGCAUAGGAAAGCAUGGGGAGGAGACACACAGCUGUCCUCCUCUCCUGCUGCUCGCUCUGGAGCGUACGUCACGACAGCAAGACGCCGCAACACUGGGCACGUCAGAAAUUCCACCGCCCACAAAAGGCUGGGGAGAGGAAGUGCUCCAUAAACAGGUGCAACGUGAAUGCAUCGGCAAAGAUCCUCCUCUUGCGUCACCAAAGGCUGUUGAAAGCAGAGUGGAACCACGUGGCUGGCUUCGGGAGCCCCUCUCUCUUCAGACCCCUGGAGAGCACAUGCUCCUGUGUGAACUGCCUUUUUGCGGGUGAUUCUGUGGGCAGUGCACACGCCCACCAGCCUGACUGUUGACCGACGCAUAGCCAGGAACGCAUAGUCUCCCCAGAGCCCAGCCCAGGGCUCUCCCUGGGACACGGCUGCCGGAGGAUGGCUCCCGGGUGGGCCACCUGGUGCCUGCUGUUGCCUCCCAGCCUACCCUCGUAGAUGGUUGAGGCCACGUAACAGGCAGCAUGACCUCAUCACACGGUGUCUUUCCCAUCAGCAAGCGUGUGGGUCCAGUGCUGAACGGACGGAGACGAGGUGAGACCAGGACUUGAGUGAAGUCGGCCCCAGCCCACAGGCCCACCGAGUGAGCUCAUUCUCAGCUCAGGCCAGACCCUCCCUGCUGCGUGGGCAGCGAUCUUGCCAGAUCACCCCGAGUUUAUUCAGAGUGACGUGGAUAAAGUCGAUGAGUCGAUGCGCAGUGAGCGAGAGGAAGAAGGAAGAUGGCAGAUCCCGGCUGCCGUCGCUGUGGCGCCGCAGGAGCGGGGUCUCCCUGCUUGUGUAUCUGGAGGGGGCACCGAGGGGCGUGGGCCCUUGCACGCAAGCACAGCGCUCUUGUCUACGUUUCCGCCUCUGUUAGAGCAGCGUUUCAGACGGAGCGUUUGGACGGUGUCAGGAGCUUCCAGCCAUAGACGUGCACCACUACGAAGUGUCGCCAGGGGUCCUGCAGCACCUGACAGCCACCCUGAGGGCGCUCUCCCGCACAGGUCUCACGUGGCAGGAUGGCUACACCCAGCACGUGAUGGCGCGGGAGCUCGCCAGCCUUCCCCAGACCUCCCCGCGACGCCCAGAGGCCUCCGGCACAGCCAGGAGCUCAAAGCAGAGUGUCCAGGACAAGCGGAGCCUCAGCCUCGAGGGCGACGUGCUGGCCGAGGCCCUUCAGCGCUACCUGCCCUACCUGGAGGCCCUGUCCCAGGCCGCCAUCCCUGAUGUGUUCCCCGGGCUGAAGCCGGACAGGCCGCCGGCCCAGGGUGAGGACCCCCCGGCCGACAGCGUGCUGACCUUCGUGGCCCGGACGUCCGCCCUGACCUAUGCCCCCGCGUCCCGGGCCGAUUUCCCCGGGGACCGCCCGCUGCGCACGCUCCGCAGGCUCCAGCCCGACGAGCUCAGCCCCAAGGUGGCCGGCGGUGCGGACAGGCAGAGUCUGGUCGCCGCACUGGGUGCCUACGCGGCACGGAAGCCCCCCGCGCCCCCCAGGGACGGCGACCCCGCAACCCGCAAGCUCGUGCGCGCACCCUGGCAAGAGCCCAGGGUCCUUUCGGCACCGGCGGCCCCCCAGAAAUGGCCCUCGCCUCCGGACCCCAGGGACGCCCUGGGCACGGACGACGGGGCACGUGUUCAAGCUCUGCUGAAGGACCUGCGGGAGCGCCCGGGCAGCGUGGAGGGUCUGAGCGCCCUCGAUGUGGCCGAGGCAGCCCGUGCGAUAGCGAGCGCGAUGCCAGGCGGGCGCGCGGAAGGGGAGCAGGACGGCGCCGGGAGAGGCGGCGGAGGGCCGAGAGGCCAGGCGGGCCGCUCGGGGGCCGCGCGCCACAGAGACGGCGUGCCAGAUAACAGAGUGCGAGACAGUGGUGCAGGAUUUUACCAGGAGGUCAGCAGUUUGGGCGUCAAACUCGGGGACCUCCUGCAGGGUCCUGGGUCUCCAUUCCUGCCUGGAGCCCCCCAUCUUGCCGGGUCUUUCAAGACGGAGAUCAAGAAAUCGGAGGACCCUGAGGCCUCCCCGUCUUCAGAGGAGGAUCGCGUUGGGGUGGAGAACAUAAAGAGUCAGACCUACUCCAAGGAGCUGCUGCAAAGGCCGCCGCACCCAGAGCCGGGGCCGGGCGGGCUUGGGGCAUCGCAGCUCCGGGCUCCGGCGGCCCCGCAGGAGGACCAGCACCCCGGCGCCGGGGCCCGGGGACCCCCUGGCCAAGGCCUGCGGCUGGAAGUCCAACCUCCCCAGGAGGAGUACGGCUACAUUGUGACGGAAAACGACCCGCUGAGCCCAGAGAAGGGGACGGAGGUGCUGGAGGACGUGGCGCGUCUCCUGGACAUGCCGGCGGGCAUCUUCUCGGACAUCGCGGUCUCGGGACCAACGGUGACCUUCAGGGUGCGCGCCAACCUCCAGAACGUGACAGCGGCGGACGCUGCGAAGGCGGCAGGUGAGGCUGCUUCCGCGCAAGCGCACGCACCCGCCCGGGCAGGGGAAGGGGGCCAGCUGCUCCGAGGACAGCCGUCUCCCCAGAGCCCCGAUACUCAUCGGGUGGGGCCCGGAGGGGAGUGGCUGGCCUCCCGGGGGUGGGGGGUGGUGACCGCACUGCUCGCUCGGAUAGAAGGCGGUGUAGGGGCGGGGCUCCGGCCUCUGCGAAGAGCCCGUGUGGACAAAACAAUGCCCUGGUGCUUUGAGGUUUUCCGUCCCGUCCCAGCCCAGCAGCUCGCACGGGCGUCACCGUGCCCGCCCGGCCCACGAGAGCACGGGACGAAGGUCUGAGUAGGCCAGUGCCUGACCUCGGCGUCCCUCUUGGAGCCCAGCCUGUCACGCGCUCACGCAUUUCGAGAUCUUCUGGGGGGGUCCCAGCGUGUGGUUGGUGUUUGUCACUGAAUGAAAAACGCAAAGCGCAGAACGUGGGGUGUGUACGAAGGCUGCUUUCCCCUGCAGCCCACGUUUGUUUUCAGCUACUGAAAACUUGUGUAAAAUGUACAGUCUUUCCGCCCAGUAAGAAAAAUAUAGGAAACCUGACAGAACCUGAGCCUCACGUUUCCCGGUAACUCAGUGGGAAGGACUCUCGUGCUUUAUGGUCGUUUGUAAGCGCAGUGGCUGAAUGCACUGACCCAGACGCAGCAGAAAAUGACUCUUUGUUUCAGCCAAUCCUGUAUGUGGCUAAAUACAUGAACUAUUUUUAAUGAAACCUACAUUUUCACCCCAGUGUACAGCGCAGCACGGUAUUUGGGCUGACUUAGAGAUCUGGGCAUUUAGUUCUCGUCCAUUGAGGUGUCACCUUAUGGCCUCUAUUAAAGUUUCUUUAUCCAGUGACGGUCAACAGGGCAUAAAAAUAGCUGUAACACCCUAUUUGGUGGAACAAACUGUAGCUCUUCUCUAUUUUGGUUGCUGUUGGCUUUUCCUUGUAGGAUAUUUUGAUGCCCUUAGGAACUCUGAUUUGCUGAAAGGAAUGAUUUGGGGAACAGAAUUUUUGGUUAAAGAAGAAUUCCUUGCGGAGUUGUGCUACUUCCCAGAAAGCCUGUGGAGAGCUGACGCGCACGCCCCCAGCCCACAUGCCUCCCAGGCUUCAUUUCACUGUAACGGGGUGAGCUCGGGGUCCAGCUGAGCAGAGCGGCCUAGUGGGUCCCGGAGAAAGGAAGUCAGCAGAUUCCAUUCCAAACACUCCGCUGGAUGAAAAGGAGCGGAAUUCCGCGUCAGUGGCUUCACCCUGCGUGACCACGGGCGCUCUUUCCCUGCUCAGCACCCAUUUUAUGGUCCUCGUUCCUCAGCAUAAGAGAUUAUUGAAUAUAUUUAAGACCAAAUCAGUUAUCACUUUUUACCCAGAAAUGCAUUAACAAUUGUUCCAUAAUUGGCAAUUCAUUCCAGUGCUGGGAAGUAAUACUUUCAAAAUUGGAUUUGCUGGAACUUAAGGGUGCUCCGAAUGGAAUAAAAUGGAAUGAAGCCUUUUUAUCUUUUAGAGUCGUGACAAUAUAUUCAUGACAAUGGCAUUUCAUUUAUUUUAUUGCUUUCUGUGGGAAAUGAGGUUGAUUAUUCGAAGUCUGGUUCCUUGGUCAUUUUAAAUGUGUUCACGUCAGGUACCGAGGGGGAAAUUGUACAUGCAGUUUGAGUGUCGUAUCACCAACCCUCUAAAUACUCAAAUUUCUGAAUUACAUUUUCGUGAACCAGCAUAGCUGUGCCAGCCAGGGUGUUUCUUGCUUGUGCAAAAUGGAUGACACACGUGCAUAAUUUUAAAACUUCGUUUCUUUGGUAUUUUAAAUAAUUUCAUGAUGUUAUGGAUGCACCUGAUGCUAUACAGGGAAAGGAUUACGGAGAAGAGUCUGUGACCAUAGGAUCUGAGCGUUUGGCGGCAGAAUACCAAACUGUAGUGGCACCUCGACCCCGGCCACCUUGAGGGCGUGUUUGCUGCCACCGGGAGAAGCAGCCUCCUCCAAUGCGGGGUCCACCUAGGGGUGGACGUGACCCCGUGUUAUCAGGAAGAGUUUGAACUUAGAAGGACGUUUUGUGGCUCCAGUUUUAGAACAUGAUGUGGAAUCUUACUAGUGUUGUUGUGGCAAUGUGGGCGGGGCCGGCAGGAUGGGCCGCGUACAGACCGCCCAGCCUUCCGCCCGCGUGUCGGUGCCCCUGCAGAUCCCAGGACCGUUUGCCUUUGGUUCUCGCCGUGGGGCUUCCUGGCACUGCGCUGUACGCCCCUCUUGUUACCAACAAAGGGAGACGUGACCCUGUGAUGGAGUUCAAAGGGCAUUUCCUUUGCCUAUUCUGCACAGGGUGGUACAGAACUUAAUGAAGAGUCAUGUAGCCGAUGACACGUCUGUCCCCGUCAGACAUGGUCCGUGUUUGUCCUGAAAGGUGGAUGCAGUGGGUUUCCUUAUACGGGUGGUUCUUUCCUGGGCAUUAAUUAGUGAACUUGGGCGUGGACGUCAGGUGUGAGUGAACAGUGGUUCCCUGGAGACACUUCCUGCGUUCAGAGCACACAGAGAAAACUGGUGGUUAUGUUCAGUCUUCGUGGCCACGUCAUCUAGUCAAAUUGAGCAGGACAGAAAAAUCCUUUUCUCACUCUUCAUUUUCUCGGUAGCUUAUCCUUAAGUAGCGUAUUUGUAACCCGUGUGUGCGUCUCCCUUCAGGGAGGAUGUGCUUGAUCACCUUUAGAGGAAGCACACACUCUGCUCCCUGCGCCCCGCGGAGACGCCUGCCCCGUGGUCCUUGGGGCCGUGGCCUCUUGCGUGCGCUGCGCAUCCCUCCUGCCCUGAGAUCGGCCAUGUCUUCUACCCUCCCGGGGGCCUUUUCAGCCUCAGCUCCUCUUUGCUGGGGUGUUUGACUCAUGACUGUCCGGCAGGUGAUGGGCCGGGCUCAGAGGCUUGUCUCCCUUGUAUCUUAGCAGCUACCAGCUGCGUCCUGUCUAAUCCAAGCUCUGGCCUCAGCACUCGGCUUCCAUUCUCCCUCUGGGCUCAUUUCAAGUAACACACGUGAUUUUAAAUCCUAGCAUCUCCCGUUUGGAGAACGAUGCCUUUAAACACUGUUGGGUGUGGGCCCAGGGCUGGGAACCAGGACAGCUGGACGCCAAGAGCCACCCCGGACCGUGAGCUCUGCCCAGCCUCCAGGUGAAGGGGGCAGGCAUGUCCUUCUGCAAAGUGUGAUGCCGUCGCUCCUGGGAGAUCGGAGUGACCCCUGCUGUGAUGCCCACGCAAUGCAGCUGUCUGGACGGCCGACCAGGCUUCUCCCUGACGGGAGCACCACGUGAGGCCCAGGCCACAGGGACAUCUGCAGAGCCCGGCCUUCGGAGGAGGGGAUGCCUCACCUGGGUGCUUGUCGGGGGGCUCUGAGGACCAGCGUGGGUGCCAGGUGGGCUGGAGGAGAGAAGGGGGCCGUGCAAGGGGCAGCCACGGGUCCGGGCGGGGCCGGCAGCUUGACUGUCACCCGACUCAACUCAUGGCAGAGCCUUUGGGUCCAUGAGAAGGGCUCAGCGAGUUCAUGGCGGCUUGUGGGGUCAGCGCUGCCUUCCUGACACCCAAGGGGCUUGGCCAGUGGCCCAGGUGCCCGCACCUGCACAAGAAUCCCGGAACAAGGAGGCUGCUGGCCCAGGGGAGGAGGGGCUCCUUGCGGCAGCGCCAGCUGCACACACAGGUUCCCCUGACGGCCCGGCCUGCUUGCCGUGGUCACACCCUCCGUUCUUGCCUGGGAUGCAGUGCCUGCACCUGUGAGUGUGGGCAGGCAGCUGUGCGUGUAGGUGCCCGGAACCGGUUUUGCACGCAGUGUGCUUUCAUUGUGAUUGAGAGCCCGGAAUAAAUGUUGGAGGGGCUGGUGAGCCCUGGAGCUAGAAAGAAGGCUGUGCUUUUUCAACGAGACUGAGGAGGAUGCUUUGGAAGUGCUCGUGCAGCCCAGCUGCUGAGAAACCGUGCUCUCUGCAGGUGAGCGGGACGCCUGUUAAAAGCUGGUAAAAGCCAAAGCCUACAGGGACUCUCAUCUUCUCCAAGACGUGACGUGAGAGAAUGGGAGGAUUUUUAGGUAAAAGCGACGUCGGGGUUCCUCCUGAUCCGUGCCUUGUGGCACAGAUGAGAAACGCAGGCCAGAGUGGCGGUGGGCUCGUGGUGGGACGCGGGGAGCCUGCGGGGUCUGCUGACCGGCCCGUGGCAGCGGCGGGGAGCGGCCUGGUCUCAGCUCGCCAGGCAGUUCUGGUGCGGUCGCCUCACAGCCUCGGGCAGGUUCCAGGUCGAGGGCCCGUGAAGCCUGGCUGAACCUCGGGGGUCACCAGCGACGGGCAGGGGGCCCUGCAGGGUCAGCUCACCUGCUGCUCCCAUUUCAGCAGGCGGGUUGGCAGACACGGCGCCCGAGGACUGAGGCGGGAAGAUGGGCAGCAGAGGAAACCGGCCGGGGGUCUGGGGACUCGGCAAGGGUCUCGGACUCCAACAGGGUGAUUCCGGAAAAGAAUCUGAAUAAUUUUCCAGCUCUGUCUGUCGUAUAUCCUGUGUUGUUACCUGGAAGGGACGAGCUUGCUUUAUUUCGCUGAAUGGAUAGACUGUGUGUUUCCAAAGUGAAGUGGGCGACAGAGGCCUGUCCUCCUGCUGGCCGUCGGAUGCACCCUCCAUGUCUGCCGUCCAGGAACGAGGCUCAUCUGGGCCAGGGGUCACCAUGGCCGAGUGAACGUUCCCCCUCCGCAGAGGGAAUGUGGCCUGGAGCCCCUGCUUUAGCGGGUGCUUGUGCUUUUCCUGAGGAUGAGAAAGGAGUCUAAAGACAGAGCCGCGGUCCUCACGCCUGUUCGGGAGGAAGCAGGGGUGGUGACGGCUUCAUCCUGGAUGGAUUCGCGACCAGCUGCAGAACACGCGGCGGGUGGAAAGGUGCCGCUCUUGCUACUGGAAACAAUGAAUCUAUUAACAGUGAAAACAUGCUGUCACUCGGGGGAUAGUUCAGUUUUUGGAGAACGCAGCUCAAGAAGUUCCUGUGAUAACUGUCGGGGCUGCUCCCUCUUCAUACUUAUGUGAAGACAGAAUCUGCUUCUGUUCGGAUAGACUUGGAGACCCGUCUGCAGACGAAUCUCCUGUCUCAUCCUCGGUCCCAGAAAGGCAUUUUCUGGCUUCUUUUGGGCACCCCCUCCCACUGCUACAGCCCGCAGCAGAGUGGACGGGAGGCUGAGACCAGGCGUUUUCCACGCACAGGCCUCCCUUUCCUCCUGGGAUCUGCUGGCUGCCCCAGAGUUGGAUACAGCCCAGAGCCGAGGGCCGUUCGUGGGCAGCUGUCAGUGUCAGAACCAAAUGCCGACAUGAUGCGAUCCUGCAAAGGCAGAGGAGUCGGGACGGGAGUGGAGCCCAGAGCUUGGGGGUCCUGGGGGGCCAGACCCACGCAGGUUCUGGAAGCUGUGAGCAUUGCCCGGGGCUGGGUGUGCGAGGGUGGAAAUGUGGACCCAGGCUGGCCUGCUUACUCCCUGGCCAAACACGAGUGCAGAACCGGGGAGUGGGAAGGGGCCGGCUUAGCUUCGAGGUGUCCACGCCGAGGACUUCUACGUUCUGUUGUCUCUGGGGUCGAGGCGUCUCAUGGAGCUGCUUUUAGUCGAGGCCAGUUUCCCACUUACCAGUCAUUGGUUGGUACCAACGCAGGGCGGCCAAGUGCCAGGCCCUGUGCCGGCAGUGGGGAUGCUGGGGUGACGGAACAGAGACUGGGCUCUGGUGAAGGUGCGGCCCAGCGAGGGAGAUGGAGGAGGAGGACGUAAACAUGCAGCGCGAUGUAAUAUGGCGCGGCACGGCGUAAUGACGCGCUCUAUAGCGUCGUCCAGUAAGAUGCCAGGUAAGGCAGUGUCGCAUCGCGUGUACUGUCACAUGAUAUAAUUUUGUCAUUACGUAGUUAUUUGAUAUCACCUGACGUUGUAUAGUACACGAUAUAGCAUGACGUGGUGCAUGGUGUGUUAUAGCGUAGCGUUGUAUGUAGCAGUACGAUGUAACAUACUGUAAGACAGUACACCGUACGAUAGUGUACCGUACAUCACAUCACCUCAGGGAACGUGGAGUGGUCUGAAGAGAAACCAGGCAGGGCAUGGGCACUGGACGGGUCGGGACGGGAGCUGGUUUAAAUGGUGGCCAGACAAGGCCCCGAGCGGCCGUAGAGACAGAAGCUGAGGCCGCCGGCAGCCAGGCCUCUGCGUACGAGCAGUGGGAUGUCUGCAUCUCUGGGUCGGGGCCCUGGAUCUGGGAGUUGGUGACACGAUGCCCAGCACAUCCUUGGAGUCUGCUUGUGGUUGUCAAGGUGGGUUUUGUAGUCUCACACUUAUAAGCCCUGUUUCCUUCCUUCCUUCUCCUUCCCUCUUCCCGCUCUGUGCUGGUGCCAGGAGUCACAGAGAACCAUACAGAACAGGUCUUGUCCUCUCCAAGCCUGGAGUCUGCUGGAAAGAGAGACAUUGUGGCCCAGACAGCCUGGGGAGGCAGGGAGGGCUUCCUGGAGGAGGCAUCUUGCGGGAGCACUGGGGUUCACGAGGGGGCGCGAUGGGCUCAGACCUGCAGUUUUAAUUGUGAUACAUGACACUUCUGAAAGCUCCUGGCUUCACCUCGAGGGAUGUAUGGGGAGAUGAGGUGCGCUAGAGGUGUUUGUGUGGUCCAGAGGGACACGCGUCACGGAUGGGGACACGGCGACGUCGUGGGUGAGGUCACAGGGGCCCUGGGGACACGUCUGCUGGACCUGGUGUAUGAUGACGGUGCUGGGUGUGCGAGAAGCUUCCAAGCUGAGGGCACCAGAUUUUCUGGCUGGGUCACCUGGGCAGAGGGGCGUUUGCCGGGCGGUGGCGGGGCGGGCAGGAAGCACUCAGGACAGGACGACGUGUUAUGGGGACGCGGUAAGUGCGGUUUGGCCCAUGUGCGUCUGGGGCCCCGAGUCUCCAAGAGGGACCCGUGCAGGUGCAGCUGGAGAGAAGUGGCCCCAGCGGCCCCGAGCUGACCCGAGCCGGGCAGGUGCCACCUGAGCAGCUGCUGUCUGUGGAGGGCAGACUUCUCUGUCACACGGGCCCCGCCCAGCCCUGUGACCUGUGGCCCAGCGCUCUGGGGCUAAGUCCCAGUUGGCUCGUGUGAGAAUGACGCAGGAACCCUGAUCCACAGGACCGUCGAGGGCUGGGUGAGGGCGUGCUGAGGAGCGGGCCUGGCACGCGGGCCCCCGCUGGGCAGGGUCCUGUGAGCUGCCCCUGGGAUGUGGUUGCCAGACUCCUUCCCUACACGUGGGCCUCCCCCUCCACUGCUGCAGCCCUCGGCCCUGGGGGCUCAGUGCUGAUCUCAGUGGUCAGGGCGUAGCCGGCCGCCCUUGGAGGAGGUGACCCGCCACGUGCAGGGCUCAGGUGGACGCUGUGUCCAGUUCCGGGGCUCCGGGCCCCCGGCGACACGCAGAGGACACAUGCUGCUGUCCCUUUGCCCUUCUGCUUAGUGAGUGUCCAAAACCCCAGUCCUUCCAAGUCACGCAACUGUUCCCACAGUUGAUCGUUGUGACGCUUUGUCGGCACGUGAACGCUGUUCCUCCUCUUCUCAGCACAAACCUGAGUGUCUUUGUGCCUAAGUGGGAGGUGGCUGGUUUUAAAAAUAGGGCUGUGGCCGCAGCGCAAGACAGGCACCCGCGGGAGGAGACGCGGUGACAGCACGGACGGGCCACCAGCAGCGUGCGGGGAGGGACAGUGUGGCCCGUGGCCGGGGCCUCCUUCAGCAGUUUCCGGCGGGCCCCCUGCCCCCGGCCGCACAGCUGGGCGAGCGCAGUGUGUCCCAGCCGCCUCCCGGGGCUCUCUGGCUGCACCAGUCCCCAUGGCAACGGCGGAGGGCGCGCAACAGCGGAGCAGCCAUGAACGUGUUUCCCUGUUUCUGCAGGCUGGCUGCUCCAGGUGGGGUCUGAGUGGAGGCUCCCAGCCCAGGCCCUCCCUGGCCCCCACGAUGCUGGGUCGGUAAUCCUGGAGCCCUGCGCAGACCUGGGGGCCUCCUUCCUCCUGGGUGGCCGUCGGACCAGCUCUACGACCAAGCUCAGGUCUUUGACACUUGAGGUGUCCUGAUGCUAUAAUUUCAGAGGCCCUGUGACGCCUAACUGUUUAACAAAUUCUUCCCACGAGCCCUUCGGUGUCUGAGCGCCUCACCAUUUCUCCUAGACGCACCUGCAGCGUGGAGUCCCUCCGCACACCUGGCAGCCGCGGGCGGUCACCUGCCUGGCCCAGGGCAGGUCCCGCAGAUGCUGGGAUCAGGAGAGGCACCUCUCGCCGCAGGACAGAGGGUCAGGAGCUGAGAGCCCCCUGCAGGGGGGGCAGGGGCUGGGCCUGGCCUCGUCUGUUGGCACUUGGGCGGGAAGCCCUUGGAAGCGGGUGGGGACGUUUGUCGCAGGCAGGUCUCGCUGUUAGCAGGCUGCUGAGGUCAGUGCUGCCUUCCUGGGCUUAUUUCCCACCCACUUGCCCAUUUUCCUCCUGCACAGUGACACUGAGGCUCCGAUGGCCCAUUCUUGAAAGUGAGCCCCUAAUUACAGGGCGUGCUGGUACCCCGGGUCCAUCUAGUUACAGGGCACACCGGUACCCCGGGUCCAUCUAGUCACAGGGCACACCGGUGUCUGAAGUGCGUGUAGUUUACAGGGCAUGCCGGUACCUGAGGUCCAUCUAAUUUACAAGUGACAUUGGUACCCCAAGUCCAUCUAAUUCACAGGGGAUGUUGGUACCCCAAGUCCAUCUAAUUCACAGGGGAUGUUGGUAUCCCAAGUCCAUCUAAUUCACAGGGGAUGUUGGUACCCCAAGUCUAUCUAAGUCACAGGGGAUGUUGGUACCCCAAGUCUAUCUAAGUCACAGGGGAUGUUGGUACCCCAAGCCCAUCUAAUUCACAGGGGAUGUUGGUAUCCCAAGUCCAUCUAAUUCACAGGGGAUGUUGGU
Messenger RNA from Delphinapterus leucas (beluga whale), 11610 nucleotides. The record is from RefSeq and is a predicted model, not a curated record. Lineage: Eukaryota; Metazoa; Chordata; Mammalia; Artiodactyla; Monodontidae.